This is a messenger RNA of Apis laboriosa (Himalayan honeybee), 1029 nucleotides long. RefSeq names its product odorant receptor 4-like. The transcript is spliced from 5 exons. The coding region runs from base 1 to 1029 and encodes 342 amino acids. Gene Ontology annotation, cellular component: plasma membrane. Gene Ontology annotation, molecular function: olfactory receptor activity; odorant binding. NCBI's taxonomy places the organism in Eukaryota, Metazoa, Arthropoda, Insecta, Hymenoptera, Apidae. The record is from RefSeq and is a predicted model, not a curated record. Gene Ontology annotation, biological process: sensory perception of smell; detection of chemical stimulus involved in sensory perception of smell.
AUGAUCCCAACUCUUAUGUACGUGUUCCUGAAAGAGAAAAACAACAAAGUGAGAUUGAAGCUUAUGCCGCCGAUUAUUAACUGCAGUAUACAGUUCUUUAAAUACACGAUCAUUCUCUGGCGGAGGAAAGAGAUCCAAGAAGGAUUAUACGCGAUCAAACAUGAUUGGAUAAAAGCCACGGAAGAGGAGCGAUUGAUUUUUCGCUCGAAAGCGAAGAUUGGAAGAAGGAUAGUUUUGAUCGUUGCGUUCACUAUGUAUAGUGGCGGUUUAUGCUAUCGGAUGAUCCUUCCCCUUCUGAAGGGAACGAUCGUCACUGCUAAUAAUACUACGAUUAGAGCAUUACCUUGUCCCAGUUAUUUUCUUAUUUUGAACGAGCAACAAUCGCCGAUUCACGAAAUAUUGUUCGUGUUGCAAGUUAUAGCCGGAAUAGCGAUUUAUGCGGUUAUUUGCGGUUUCUGUGGCAUUUUUGCUCUGCUAGUUCUUCAUGCAUGGAGUAUGCUAAGGAUCCUGGUGAAUAAAAUGAAGAAAUUAGUGGAUAAAUCAGAUAUGUCUGAAGCGGUGCUGCAAAAAAAGAUCAUGGAUAUUGUUGAAUAUCAAAUGAAAAUAAAGAGAUUUUUAAAGAACAUUGAAACAAUUACAGAAUAUAUAUGUUUAAUCGAAAUGAUUGGUAGUACGUGUAUGAUCUGUCUCGUGGGUUACUGUAUUUUAAUGGAAUGGGAGAAUACUAAUACAAUGGCAAUUGUAAUCUAUAUCACGAUACAAAUAUCUAUCAUCUUCUGUAUUUUUAUACUUUGUUACAUUGGACAACUGCUUGUCGAUGAGAACUACAUUGUAAGCCAAGCAUCAAGUACAAUAAAUUGGUAUCGUCUUUCGAUCAAAAAUAUGCGUUGCUUGAUACUAAUUAUCGCUAUGUCUAACCAUCCAAUGAAACUCAAAGCAGCUAAAAUGAUGGAAAUGUCUUUAAUUACUUUUACUGAUAUCAUGAAAGUUUCAAUGGGAUAUUUAAACAUACUACGUGAAAUUAUUUAA